ACCACAUCACAUUCGAGGUGGAACCUCAAGAGCAGCAGCAGCUGGGUCAUUUGGCCAAGAAACGCGAUGAUCUGCAGCUGUUUCUCCUCGGCUCGAGACCGAGUGUGUAUCGGCUGUCGAGGCGCCACUUGCUGCUGACGGCCUUGCUUUGUGGCACAGCGUUGAUUCUGCUCUAUGCCUACGGCGAUGUAGUGAUGCUGACCGCAUUGAGGAUGCGGGAGAAUGGUGGACAGGACAAUCAGGUGACUAACGAACCGCUUGCCACGCAACUGGAGCGUGAAGUGCGUGUCGCCUGCUUUGUCCUGACUACGCCCAAGUAUCACAAGUCUCGGGCGGUGCACAUACAGCGCACGUGGGGCAAACGUUGCAACAAGAUCUACUUUAUGACCUCGCAACCAGAUGACGAGCUCGAGACCAUCAUUCUCACCAAGCCCGACAAAUACGAGGUGCUGUGGGGCAAAACGAAGGAGUCCUUCACCUACCUCUAUGAGCACAAGCGCCACGAGUUCGAUUGGUUCAUGAAAGCCGACGACGAUACAUAUGUUUUUGUAGAGAACUUGCGUCAUAUGCUUUAUCCUUAUUCGCCUGAUGAGCCCAUUUAUUUUGGCUUCAACUACAAGCUUUUCAAUGUAGAAGCGAAGAAUGCGAGCUACAUGUCAGGUGGCAGCGGUUAUGUGCUCAGUCGAGAGGCGUUGCGUUUGUUUGUGCAUGGAUUGAAUGACAGCAGCAAGUGCCGGCCAGAGGAUGAUUCUGCCGAGGAUGUGGAGGCCGGAGCUUGUCUCUUUAAAACGAAUGUGGCCGCCGGCGAUUCACGCGACGACAAAUUGCGUAAUCGAUUCUAUCCCAUGAUGCCAUAUUCAAGCUUAAUGUCAAAGUACAAUGGAAUGGAUUUCUGGCUUUUUAAAUAUGCCUACUACAAUCCACGUGCAUGUAUGGACUGUCUCUCCGAGUAUCCGGUGGCCUUUCAUUACGUUGAGCCUCGGGAGCUUUAUUCCUUCAAUUAUCUCAGCUAUAUGUUUGAUUUAUUUGGGCGACAGCCCACUGUUGAGCAUCUUCCAGCGAGGAUUCCACUCGGUCAAGUCAUCAUUCCUCCCUCGGACAAUAGAUAACAUUGUACAAAUCUUUAUGUUUCUUUUUUUUUUCUUUAAUUUUUAAAUUUAUUUAUUACAAAACUAAUUAAAUUAAUAUAGAACUUUUACUAUAGGAGUUUAGGAGUUAUUGAAAAUGCAGAUUUCAGCUUCCUUGCUCUUUCCUAUUAGAUUUUGCAAUGAUAGAUUAGUCUGUCAACAAUAAGUGAGUGAACCAAAGAGCCUUAAGUCUAUAAAAGAAAAAAAAAAACACAAAUAAAGUUUUUAUAGCAAUUGAAACUAUCUUGUACAAAAAGGUCAGCCUCCAAGCUCUUACCGAUUGGACAUUGCUUUGAUGAAUUAGUCAGUCAGUAAAUAACUCAGUGAAAACAAAGAAACUACUACAAAGACUAUUAACUAUUAAAUAGGUAUGAAAAAAGUUUAGGAGAUAUUAAAAUUAUUUUGCUUAUGAAUUCCAGCCUCCUAGCUCUUACCGAAUAGGCUGUGCGUUUUUAUUUUAGUCAAAGAUUGAGCAAUUAAAGACAAAAAAACGUAUUUUAUUUAUAUAUAAAAAAAACUCAAAUGAAAUUGAUGAAGUAAUGAAUUAUUUUAUAUUUGGUUUGUCAGUGAUUGAGAGAGAGAAGAUAAAAACUUC
Messenger RNA from Drosophila nasuta, 1722 nucleotides. RefSeq names its product twiggy (gene tgy). Gene Ontology annotation, molecular function: N-acetylgalactosaminide beta-1,3-galactosyltransferase activity. The coding region runs from base 195 to 1109 and encodes 304 amino acids. Gene Ontology annotation, cellular component: membrane. The record is from RefSeq and is a predicted model, not a curated record. Lineage: Eukaryota; Metazoa; Arthropoda; Insecta; Diptera; Drosophilidae. The transcript has 4 exons.